AAGUUGCUGUGUUAACGCGGCACAAUGUCAGUUGAGGCUGUAUCCGUGCCCGAUGCCGCCAACGAUUCGGUUCAACAGAUAAAUGCAGACGAACCACAGAGCUCUACUCACGAGCUUCAGAGCAAAAUCAGUAGCGACAACAAGGUCCAUCACGUUGACGACAAAACCGCUCAAGACUCACCGGAAAAGAGUAACCGGGUAACGAACAAUGCAGCAAACGCCAGGGCUAAAUCAGAAAGCUCCAAUGGCUUUAGUCCAAGCGCCAAGCAGGGCUCUGAACAUCAAUCGGAAGGUACACACAAGGUUGAGUUGAUAGCGAAGGAUCUCCACGCGACAGUAAAAUGGUAUAAUGGGCAGAUGCAUUACGGUUUCCUGGUUCGAACGGAUACCCAGCGCGAAGUGUUUGUACACCGAAAUUCUAUUGUGAUGUCGGUUGGCGAACCUCCAUGGCUUAACAGGAACCAGUCAGUAACAUUCGACUUAUGGACGCUGCCUUGUGGUCGCUUCGACGCAAAGAACGUUCGAUCAGCCAACGGUCAACCCAUCACGUUCGGCGAUCCGGGAGCAUCCAAUCUGUCAGGGUCGCACAGGCCCCCACUUCAACACCAAACAUCGCCAAGUAAUCAGCAUUUUCGUCGGCAACAGCCAGGAUUUGCCUACGGCAGGCCCCAACUUCGUAUGCCCAUUCACGGACAGUACGGUUACUACUGUCCAGUGUGUGGUCGCUUAUUUGACUAUCCUUUAUUUGGUGGUAGAUUUCGCGGUAGCUUCAAACCUCUUGGCGGCAUGAAUAGCCCCAGAAUGAGUGGGCGUACCUAGGUCUGUCGUGACCCAUCAACAAACUCUUCUAAAUCCUAUGAGCUAACAGUACGCUACCUAUUAACUUUAGACAUAGGAACAGUUUGCAGUUUUUCAAAAAGAAGAAGCAAUGGAUGUGGUUUUGUAAGUUUCGUUCAUGAAACUUCUUUUAAAUUAUCUUGUGUAUUGUGAAUACCUUUAUCGAAUUUUUAGCGGUAAACUUUUUGGUUAACGUAUUUAUAUUCAGAAGGAAAGUCAUGACAAAACGAAGGAAAGUAGCUCCUUCUCUGGAAAAUAAUUCAGUCCUUUAACAUAUUCGAGUUCCUGAUCACUGCAGCAACAACUGCGUUGCAACAGACGCAUUUGUUUCGCAGUAGGGCAAAGCAAAACAUGCCGAGUUUGAUGUAGCUUGUGGAUAUGUAGUGCAAUAGCUGCUUAAUAGCAGCCGGCAGUGAUAACAAGGACGGAUUUAUUCUGGAGAGGGGAAUUCAAAAGCCAGAUGUCAUGCGCGCGCUUGUAGCGUGCCUUAUAGUUUUCAA
Varroa destructor (honeybee mite) is the source of this 1337-nucleotide messenger RNA. RefSeq lists its product as uncharacterized. Gene Ontology annotation, molecular function: nucleic acid binding. Lineage: Eukaryota; Metazoa; Arthropoda; Arachnida; Mesostigmata; Varroidae. The record is from RefSeq and is a predicted model, not a curated record.